This is a messenger RNA of Theileria equi strain WA, 813 nucleotides long. RefSeq lists its product as hypothetical. The transcript is spliced from 3 exons. The record is from RefSeq and is a predicted model, not a curated record. The coding region runs from base 1 to 813 and encodes 270 amino acids. NCBI's taxonomy places the organism in Eukaryota, Apicomplexa, Aconoidasida, Piroplasmida, Theileriidae.
AUGGCUAGGCUACGCGUUUUAGAUUUGACAAGGCUAGUUAAUGUUGCAAAGUAUUCAAAGAAAGCGUGGAAUGAUGUUGUAACCUCCGCGAGGCGCGACAUAUUCGGCUACAAAUCAGGAUACCCUGGAGAAGAUGAAUGGAUAAAGCCUUUGCAAGGACCAAGCAGGAACCGUUGGUACUGGCCGAGCAAAUACUUGCAUAUGGACUUCACAAUACGGUAUUACUUGGGCAUGCAAUUACAAAGAUUAAAAGAAAAGGAAGAAAAUCCAACGAUACAUGAUCUUUGGGAUACUAUUUGCCAAUUUAGAACUCAUAGGAUCUACAUCGAAUCAUUCCUCAGGUCAGUAGACGAGGAAACAUUCUCAAAGUCGAUCACCAUACAAGAUACACACGCUUUAUAUUAUUUAAUAUUUCAGAGAUCACCGCUAAGGUUCACUCCUAACAGUGCCUUUUUUACUUGCCCAUUAAAAAAUCCAAAGUACGAUCCUUUCAUUAAAUACGCACUGAGGGUGUUUAUGGAUCAAAGUCUUGAUGAAAAGAAAGUAGAAAAGGUGGAUCUGCCACUUAGCCAAAAAUUGAGGCAGCUACUGCAAUCUAAACCAUCAUUGCUGAAAUGCUUUAAUACAAGGAAUAGAUUUGUUAACACGUUUUACUUGAGAAGGAGGGCAUAUCACUUGGAAAAACUUAGCAAAAAGAGAAAGAUUAGCGAAACUAGAAGAAAGUAUAGAGCUCACUUUUUGACACAUCCAGAUAAAAAGGAAAUUUGGCCUGAUAACAAGGGAAUUACACAGUAUAGAUGGCCAUCUAGAUAA